Messenger RNA from Gordionus sp. m RMFG-2023, 1039 nucleotides. RefSeq lists its product as uncharacterized. The record is from RefSeq and is a predicted model, not a curated record. Bases 69 to 551 code for a protein of 160 amino acids. The transcript has 3 exons. Lineage: Eukaryota; Metazoa; Nematomorpha; Gordioida; Chordodea; Parachordodidae.
UUAAAAAUUUUAUUUUUCAAAGAUUUUAUAAUUUUAAUUUUUUUUUAAAAAAUAAAAGAUCAAAAAAAAUGGUAAGAUAUUCUUAUUCCACCAAACAAACGACUCUAUUCUUGGUAGCUACGCUCAUAAUGUUAUCCAACCUUGAGGUAUCCCACGGGCAAUUCUUCGUGAAUAUGGAUAAGGUCUUGCCCCGUUUAGGCCGCCGUGUAGAUCCAGAACAGGCCCUAAGGCAGCUUAAAUUUUUCAAGAACCCUAGCGUUCCCGGAAUUUCUAGAAGUUCUGACUACGACGAAAUAUCUGGUUACUCACUUUCAAAUAUUCGUCCAGGGUCGUCGGCUCAAGGAUUUAAGAUACCUUCCUCGUGGAAACCAAUCGGCGUUUAUAAGAAACCGAAAGAGGGACAAAUGGGAGGCAAAUAUAUAACACUGAUGGAAUUCCUAAAGACUGAUAUGUCGAAGAGCGUUCCAAUUCCGAAAAGAUUAGCCUUAUUCAGUGUCCUGGAUAGUAACGAAGAUGGAGUUCUGGAUUCUUCGGAAUAUAUACCUUAUUAAUGACCAAUGAAAGAACACGUGACUACAAACUACUAAAUAUUGUUCAAAUCUAUUCCAUCUUAUAUAUAUGUCUUAUUGGGAUAUUCUCAACUAAUAAAUAAAAAAAUUUUUUAAAUCAUUUUACUGAGGGGCCAUUAAAAUUUGCUAAAAAAAAAUCUGAUGUGACCAGAAAUGUAAUUCAGCAUAACUGCAAUUUUUUUUUAUUAUUCUUUAUUUUAAAUAAAUUUAAAAAAGUCCUUUAAGAGUUCGCGGCAAAAUUGUAUACAUUUCCGGUUAAAAUCAUAUUUUUAAAAUUUAAAAUGGAGGAAUUCUGAAUACACAUGGCAUUCCAUCAUCCCAAUUGUGACGUCAUUAUAAUAUUAAUAUUAGAAUUAUAUAUUUUGUUAAAAUCGGUUUCUCUGUAAAUGCUAUAUAUUUUUUUUAACUCUUGCCUUUCAUUAAUAAAAUUUUUUUUUAUAUUAUACCGAUUUACAAAUGUUCAAACAAGA